Messenger RNA from Melospiza georgiana, 837 nucleotides. RefSeq names its product homeobox D8 (gene HOXD8). Gene Ontology annotation, molecular function: RNA polymerase II transcription regulatory region sequence-specific DNA binding; DNA-binding transcription factor activity, RNA polymerase II-specific. The coding region runs from base 1 to 837 and encodes 278 amino acids. The transcript is spliced from 2 exons. The record is from RefSeq and is a predicted model, not a curated record. Gene Ontology annotation, cellular component: nucleus. NCBI's taxonomy places the organism in Eukaryota, Metazoa, Chordata, Aves, Passeriformes, Passerellidae. Gene Ontology annotation, biological process: regulation of transcription by RNA polymerase II.
AUGAGCUCCUACUUUGUCAACCCGCUCUACUCCAAGUACAAGGUGGCGGCAGCCGCGGCGGCGGCGGCGGCGGGGGAAGCCAUCAAUUCCCCGUACUACGACUGUCACUUCGCACCCGAGGUGAGCGGCCGGCACGCCGCCGCCGCCGCCGCCGCCGCCGCUCUGCUCUACGGGAACGGCGCGGCCGCCGCGGGCUUCCCGCACCCCGCGCCCGGCGGGGCGGGGGGCGGCGGCGGCGCGGGCCCGGACUUUUACCAGCCGGCCGGGGGGAGCCCCACGGCCGCCUACCAGCCGCCUCCUCCUCCCCCCGCCGCGCCUCCGCCUCCUGCCCCCUGCAGCGGGGUUACCUGUCACGGGGAGCCCGCUAAAUUUUACGGAUACGAUAACUUACAGAGACAGCAGAUUUUUACGACACAGCAAGAGGCCGAGCUGGUACAAUAUCCUGACUGUAAAUCGUCCAGUGCUAAUAUUGGCGAGGAACCAGACCACUUAAAUCAGAGCUCGUCUCCUGCUCAAAUGUUUCCCUGGAUGAGACCACAAGCAGCGCCGGGUAGGAGGAGAGGAAGACAAACAUACAGUCGAUUCCAGACUCUAGAGCUGGAAAAGGAGUUCCUAUUUAACCCCUAUCUGACCAGGAAGAGAAGGAUCGAGGUGUCCCACGCACUAGGACUCACCGAGAGGCAGGUAAAGAUCUGGUUUCAGAACAGGAGGAUGAAAUGGAAAAAAGAGAACAACAAGGACAAAUUCCCCGCUUCCAGACAGGAGGGAAAGGAAGGGGAGGCCAAAAAGGAAGCACAUGAUCUGGAAGAAGACAGAGCUGAAGACCAGACAAAUUAA